CGGGAAGGCGUCGAGAUGACUGGCCUCCACGGCAAGCGCGCCACCAGCGAACCCCGGAGAUCCAAGCGCCUCGAGCGGUCCCAGCCCGAGGCGGCGGCGCCUCCGGCACGCCGGGCCAGGCACGCCGAGGGUCCGGCUCCUCCGCGCAAGUGCUCCGUUCCUCCUGCGCGCCGCCGCGCCGAGGGUCCAGUUCCUCCGCGCAACCGCGAUGGCCCCGUCCCCGCUGCGAGGGUUGCGAGCCCACCUUCGCCCCCUCACGGCGAUCGGGACCCCGGGGACGUGACCGUGGCUCCUCCUCCGGCUCAUCCGCCCAAGACCUUCGGGUGUGGUCGCGUCACUCUGCCUCGCACCGCGUACGCGCUCCGCAACCGCCUCGUCCCGGACACCAGCAGCCCCAAGCCGAAGACGACGCCCACGCCCACCCCCGGCUGCGACAAGAUGUUCAGGGAGGAACGUAGGCGUGGUCCAACGUGGCAAACUCCAAUGUGCGCACGUGUGGGUUUGGAAUACUACAACAGCAUGAAUCAGGGGGAUCAGUACGAGCUGGUUAAAGCAGUGAGCAGCAAUGCCUUUGUCUUCAAUGGUAUCUGGUUUCAUGCAAAUUUUCUUGCUAAGCGUAAAGGAGCUACCAAUUGUGUCGAUCUUGUCCCCAAGUACUUCUUUGCUGAAAUAGAAAGCAGGAGCGGUGGUCAUUCUUGUGUUUCGUGCGUUAAGCUUGACCAAGGCGAUCCCAAAAAUAUUGGUGGUUGUACACUGUGCUCUGAAAAGAUGAUGCAUCCUGCUGGUGGUAGGUAUCACGGUGCCCAAACUCGAACCGUCCGGCAUGCUCCUGGUGGUCUACAGAUUUCAUUCAAUUUCUGAAUGUUUGAAGUGUUGGCACCUGGUGUCCAUUUCCUCCACGCAAGCGGGAGUCAUCCGUUCCGCUGUGCCUCCUCAUGGACACCAACCCAAGGACCAUGUUCAUGCGCCGAAGCAUGAGCAUUCCAUUCCAACUGCAAGGGUUGUGCUGUCAUCUUCACCCCCAUAUGGCGACCGGGACUCGGAGGAUGCGACCACAGAUCCUCCUCAGGCAUGUCGCCAAGGCCCUAGUUCCUCCACCCAAGCGUGAGACGUUGUUAGGUUUCACCCAUAGAUCGACCACAUCAAAGUAGACAAACAUACCCAGCACAAAAUUUAUUGCCAAAGACUAAUCGUACCUCUGUUUUUUUUCUUUAUUUCUAUCGAAUUUCAUGCUACAAUUUUAUGGAUUAUAAGGUGCAGGUUCAACGUUUAUAUAUAAUAUUACACAGCAAGACUAGUACCAACUACUCGAAACCGAUUUUUCUAGCUGAAAUUUAUAGUUCAUAAUACACACCACUCAUAUAGCUGACUUAACUGAUAACAAACUCCAAUAACCCACAUGGAUAUCUGGAGCGGCAAGUUUAAACCGAACAUCCUAGUGCCAUGACACCACCUGGAAACUGAGAUAACCUCAUGCAGCAAUAACACCAGAUUUGGAGUAGGAUUUUAUAUAUGUCAACAUCCAACCUUCCUUGAUCUUCUACAGAAAUAACAUUGCUUUGAAGAUGUAGGUAUCCACCGCCGCCUUUCAGCAUUGCUCCAUCUUUUGAAUCAACCAUGGAAAUUUCCCCGGUGCGAGAGAAGUAACAAAAGUGACUCGGUUAUCAUUGCCCUUGGAUAUUUAAAAGGCCAUUUGGCACCUUUGACAACCCGGACACCGAAGAUGAUUACCUAGGUUAUUCUUCUAACAACCUGCACACAUAACUCGUGCAGCAAAACAGUAGAUACAUCAUGACCAAAUACUUGGAGACAAUCAUGCCCUUCAGUGAUCAAUCUUUAUCUUGAGACUGUUGUAUCUUUAGUUUUAGUUCAAUUUCAAAGUUGACCACGUCUGUAUAUACAACAGCACAAGACGGUCCCUAUCACAGUAGAAGAGAAUGGCAGCUGUGAUCCCCGACGGAGUCGCAGACAACGGCCAUCCAAGGCCACCAUCUAUUCCUGUGAGCUUGAUGGAAAAUAUCUGCAAGGUGUCGGGAGUGGACGCUGUUCUAUUGGGUGGGCUGCGUCCAGGUGUGCAGUAUGUAAAUAUCAUGGAACUCAAUGCCGUCACGUGUUCAAAGGAACCACAAUGUUUGACUUCAUGCAGAUUCCCAAUCCCUGCGGUAUCAAGCGAAAUUCUUCACCUCAUAAGCCAUCUUCUCGUCUAACGUCUUCCUGGCCAUCUCGUCAUGAUCGAGAUCAUCAUGGACAGAGUACUGUCCCAAUCUGAUCAUUGAAACGGUGUCACUAGAUCUGUACAAAUUGUCCAGCUUCCGGCCAAAUCGAAGGAUACUAUGUAAAAUACCAUGAAUUUCCAGAAAGCUAGCGCGCAUCAUGU
Molecule: messenger RNA, 2377 nt
Organism: Lolium perenne
Lineage: Eukaryota; Viridiplantae; Streptophyta; Magnoliopsida; Poales; Poaceae
Source: RefSeq, a predicted model, not a curated record